Centruroides sculpturatus (bark scorpion) is the source of this 1897-nucleotide messenger RNA. RefSeq lists its product as uncharacterized. Bases 171 to 1385 code for a protein of 404 amino acids. Gene Ontology annotation, cellular component: cytosol. Gene Ontology annotation, biological process: neurogenesis. The record is from RefSeq and is a predicted model, not a curated record. The transcript has 3 exons. Lineage: Eukaryota; Metazoa; Arthropoda; Arachnida; Scorpiones; Buthidae.
AGUAUUUCUAUCAUAUUUUUAAUUUUAUUGUGAAGAAGCUAUGCAAAUUUUCUCGUAAUCGUUAUGCAAAUUAUCAGCAUUCGCCUUGUAAGUGUGAAAUUGACGUACAGGAUAUAAUAAAUUUUUAAAAAAUUACAUCGGAUUAUUUCGAAGAAUAUCAUACAUUUAAAAUGGCCUCAGAUGACGAUACAACUGUAACAAUCCUAACACGUGAUGGAAUAGUAAUAGAAGUAGACAACUCCAUGCUUUGUAAAGAAAGUGAGACAUUUCUUCACAUUCUGGCAUCUGAUGAUUACGAUGGAAGAUCUAGAAUUCGAGUGAAGGAAGAUUAUAAACGUUUUUCAACUUUGAUUAAUUUUAUGAAAGGAAGAGCAAUAGAGAUAAGAACAUUUCAUGACGCAUUUGAAAUUUAUAAACUCUGCAAAAGGUAUAAAAUCAAACUGUUGGAAGAAGAUUCAAAGAACUACAUCAUGGCAUCAAGUACAGAAUUCAUAACAAAAAUUUAUGACGCUGCCGUAAGAUUCGGAGAUUUGGAAUUUGAAUAUUAUUGCUGGAAACAGUUUCGAAAAUUUACCGAUCAACGUAUUAGAGGAGAAGACUUUAUUUAUUCGGGAAAGAAAACAAUCGAAAGAUUUGUGAAUUGUCCGAUUUACUCCAAUUUAUCUGAAGUCUCCUUGUUUAGGGGAUUGUAUGAAUGGGCUAGAAUGAGAGUUUUAAACAAUGGCUUUCUCCCAGAAGCCAAACUUAUUAGAUAUGAAAUGGAACCAUUUCUAUCUAAGAUAAGAUUCUUGAGUAUGACGCGCGAAGAAAUUGAAGAGAUUGUUCAGACAAAAAUAUUGAAGGAUAAUGAAAUAGAAGAAAUAAUGUCUAAAACUAUUUCCCCCAUAACAUCCUUACCUGCCAGUAUAUGUCAAAAUGACAAGAAGAGAACGCUUCUCGAAUAUUCCAAUUUAUUUCGUUACUAUAAUAAGCAUGGGUAUCCUAAAAGUCUGGAACGAUUACUGACUAAAAAGGAUAUGUUCUUUUGCGAAUUAUCAGUUACGUCAAGAGCUUUCCCACUUAAAUUUCUUCUUCCUAUAAAUCAUUGUAAUCCAGCUAUGCUUUUAGUUAAUAUAAAUUUUUACAAGUUAAAAAAACUAAAAACGAUUCACCUAGUCUCCACAACUGGACAUUCUUCCCAAAAUGGAGAGAUAAAUCUAUAUUCUCCUGUUAUAGCUUUAGAAAGUGCAUCUCAUUAUUUAAUUACAGUAAAAUUUUCUCCUAAUAUGAUUGAUCCUGAAAAUAAAAUUACUAUAAUGAGAACUGCUCAGUAUUAUAUUAAACCAGAUGAUACCUUCGAAGAAUGCUCGAAUAGAUUAUGUUUAUUUACGGAAUUAUAUUUUUAGUCCGACAAUUAUUAUAUUCUAAUUUACUAAUCUAACUACUUAUUGCUGAAACAUAUAUUAAAUGUACGUUUUUUUUUUUUGAAAUAAAAUCAUGCAAUGUGGAAUUUAAUAGUUCUUCCUCUAAAAAUUUCGAAUUAUGUAUUGUUUUUUAUUCCUACAAAUUUGUUUACUGAAAAAUAAAUGUAUUCGUUUCAAAACUCUCUAUUCUCAAUAUUGACUCUUUCUGGGCUGCAAUUUGAAAAAAAUUGUAGACCUAAAAUUUCCACUGUCGGCUGUCUGUCCUUCAUUAAUCUCGAGAAUGGAGUUAGAUAGAUGAAAGCCAAGAUCAGAUACGGAAAGAUUAGUGGAAAGAGAACCUCGAGAGAAAAAGUAUGAUGUACAGGGGCAAAACGCUACUAAUUUGAGGUGGAGAGCAUAUAUUUUAAAUAAAUUUUAAAAAGUAUGAUUAAAAAUUGCAGGUCGGCAUUAUGACGACGUCACAAUGAAUAAUUGUUUAUUGGUAUUUUUUAAAA